Molecule: messenger RNA, 351 nt
Organism: Eruca vesicaria subsp. sativa (arugula)
Lineage: Eukaryota; Viridiplantae; Streptophyta; Magnoliopsida; Brassicales; Brassicaceae
Source: the annotation of a GenBank genome assembly
AUGUCGUCUUCUUUGCUACUCAGCCUCUCUUACAAGCCUUCCCUCCGCAAACUUGCCCUGUCUCUGUAUUGUUCUGCUUCUGAUGUCACGCUUCUACAGAGAUGCCAAACCCUUCGGACGUUCUCCUCCUCCACCACCACCACAAACCCUAACUUGUUGUAUCGUGUCACAUGUGGUGGUCAAAAAGGUGAUGAUGAAUCCCCAGGUGUAAUGACACAGCUCCACAUGUUUGACCAGGUCAAAGAAGAACAUAUAGUCGUCGGUGAUAAGCCAUUUCCCAAAGAGUUGGUUUGUUCUUCGCUGGUGGGAAGUUCCCAUACUAAAAAUCAACAAUUAUUGGUUCUAGAUUAG